Messenger RNA from Porites evermanni, 381 nucleotides. Lineage: Eukaryota; Metazoa; Cnidaria; Anthozoa; Scleractinia; Poritidae. The record is from the annotation of a GenBank genome assembly.
AUGUCUUUUGAAGAUGCUAGAAACGCCCUUUUAAUCGCUUAUGCGGAUGGUUUUCUAGAUGAUGAAGAGUUUAUUGUUCUUUACGAUUAUUAUCAACCCGUUAAUCCUUCAUUUCCGUACUGGAAUGAUGAUCCAUUCUGUUUGGAUGUGUUCGACUCUUGCGAGUGCGAAGCGCACUUCAGGGUGGCCAAGGAUGAUAUUCCGACUUUAUUGAACGCUUUGCAGAUUCCGGCGAGUUUCAAGUGCCCACAGGGAACAGUUUGCAGUGGCUUAGAAGGACUUUGUUUACUGCUAAAACGAUUAGCAUACCCAUGCCGCUAUUUCGAACGAUUUAAUUUCAACUUUUGGACGUCCAGUGCCAGAGCUGUGCAUGAUCGCUGA